AUGGUGACCUCUGCUCUGCGCGCCUGCCUGAUCAGUAUCGCCAUGACUCGGACAGGGCACACCGGGGCAGUUUGCUCUCUCCCAGCGGUGCAUCCCCUUCACCUGGCGGCUGUCUGCGCUCUGCAAUAUACGCGCGCUCCAACAACAGGCUCCCGGACAAUCCUGACUGAAAGUCCGGGUCCCAAGAAUCGUCCAGCCCUGGAUUCACUACUGUUGAUCAAUGGACAGAGCCUCUUCAGCGGUCAGAGACACACACACGCCGUAAACAGCUCGUUCUCUCGUGCGGGGGCUGCACUGGAGGUGUGGAGGAGCAUGGAGCAUGGAGGGGAGAGCCCGGUGGGCCAGGACAGUCCUGAGCGCAGGGGCAGCAGUCCGGACCUCAGUGACCUGCCUCCACCGGGGAAGAAGGGCAGACUGGAGCUGAACGGCAGUCCCACUGGGCCCCGGAUCAUACGCUACAAUGGGGCGCCACACAGACCACUGGGAGGGCUGAUGAUCCCGGUGUUCUGUGUGGUGGAGCAAUGUGACGGAGCAGUGCAGUCGGAGAGCAGCGACAGCCGCGAGGAGCACGCAGAGUUUGUUCUGGUCAGAAAAGACGUCCUGUUCUCUCAGCUGGUGGAGAGCGCUCUGCUGGCACUGGGCUAUUCACACAGCAGUGCAGCCCAGGCCCACGGGAUCAUCAAAGUUGGACGGUGGAACCCUUUGCCCAUCCACUUCCUCACAGACGCCCCGGAGGCAACUGUGGCCGACAUGUUACUGGACGUGUACCACAUGGUCACACUGCGUAUCCAGAUGCAGAGUUUUUCAAAGCUGGAGGACCUGCCGUGUGAACAGUGGAACCAUGCGACUGUCAGAAAUGCUCUGAAGGAGCUUCUAAAGGAAAUGAACCAAAGCAGCCUGGCCAAAGCCUGUCCGCUGUCACAAAGUAUGAUAUCCUCCAUCGUCAACAGUUCCUAUUACGCCAACGUCUCAAUUUCCAAAUGUCAGGAGUUUGGUCGCUGGUACAAGAAAUACAAAAAAAUUAAAGUGGAUUAUCUGGAGAAGAUGUGGUCUGGACGUGAGCAUGCUGACAUCAAAAUCGAGAGAGACAGUGUAGCAGACUUCUGUGUGGUGGGACAGCGCCCCCCUCCUCACCUGGCUGGCCUGACGCAGCUCGGACACCUGGGAGCAGGAAGUCCUCUGCUCAAAGGAGGGUCCGAGGUGCAGAGCCCCACUCAGCCGCAGCCUCCCGCCCCUCCUACUCAGCAGCCUUCUCCCCAUGGGCCGCUGCACCACAGUGGGCCUCUCCGCUCAGGACAGGUCCCUCCGCCUCCCCCCGGAGCUCUGCAGCCUCUGCUGGGACCAGGAGGCCUGCUGUCCCCUCAAGUCUCCCCUCAGCUGGUGCGGCAGCAGCUCGCCAUGGCACAUCUCAUUAACCAGCAACUGGCUGUGAGCCGCCUACUCGCUCACCAGCACCCACAGACCAUCAACCAGCAGUUCCUCAACCACCCACCCAUCCCCCGUGGCUCCGGCAAAACAUCUGACCACCUGGGGAGCAACCCCUCGGCCUCAGAGGUGUCCUCUGACAUCUAUCAGCUGGUCCGGGACGAGCUGAAGAGGGCCAGCGUGUCCCAGGCUGUGUUUGCACGCGUGGCUUUCAACCGGACACAGGGCCUGUUAUCAGAAAUCCUCAGAAAAGAAGAGGACCCUCGCACAGCCUCGCAGUCUCUGCUGGUGAAUCUCAAAGCCAUGCAGAACUUCCUGAACCUGCCUGAGGGCGAGCGAGACCGCAUCUACCAGGAGGAGAGAGAGAGGACCAUGAACCCCUCAGUGGGACUGCCUGCCUCCAAUUCAAACUCAUCUGGGCCAAGAAUGUCACAGAAAGUGUGGGAGAGGAGUUUGGACGACCAGAUAAACCCUGAUACCUGGGCCUCCAUUUGGAAGAACAAGACUAAGAUAUCCAACUCGCCAAAGCAGCCGGGCCCAGGAUCAGACCUGCCAAUAAAGCUGGAGUCUUUGGUCAACAUUACAUCAGGCAUUUACGAGGAGAUUCAGCAGGAGAUGAAGAGGGCCAAGGUGUCUCAAGCACUGUUCGCAAAAGUGGCCGCCAACAAGAGUCAGGGCUGGCUCUGUGAGUUGCUGAGGUGGAAGGAGAACCCCAGCCCAGAGAACAGGACUCUGUGGGAAAACCUGUGCACCAUCCGUCGGUUCCUCACGCUGCCGCAGCCCGACCGGGACAUAGCCUACGAGGAGGAGUCCCGGCACCAGCACUCCGAGAGGCUGCACACAGUACUGCAUCUGCCCCAGGAGCCUCCGUUCUUUCACCUGUCCCCCCAGGCGCUCCACCGGCCUCCCCCCAUCCCCAUGAAGGAGCACUGUAUCUCCCCCAUGAGAGAAGAGGCCCUGUCUGCUCCAGUGACAGACGAGGCAACACAAAACGUGGUAACGGCACCGACCGCAAACACCGGGGCCUCAGCGGGAAGCAACAAGAAGCCCCGAUCACGGACUAAGAUCUCUCUAGAAGCUUUGGGAAUUUUGCAAAGCUUCAUCCAGGACGUGGGCUUGUAUCCAGACCAGGAGGCCAUCCACACAUUGUCUGCUCAACUGGACCUUCCUAAGCACACCAUCAUCAAGUUCUUCCAAAACCAGCGCUACCACGUCAAGCACCAUGGCCGCCUCAAAGACCUGGCCGAGGGAGCUGCCAGCGGGGGAGUGGACGUCAGCGAGUAUCGUGAGGAGGAGCUGCUCUCUGGUUCAGAAGACCCCGAGUCCAGUGAAGACGGAGCGGAGGAGAUCUACCAGUCCAACGACGGGAGUACUGCAAGUGUCGGGGGGCCACCUGCGUCGGCUAACUCCAACUCUAAUCAGUCCAGUGGAGGUCAAGAAGAGGGAAAUGACAAGGGCAGACCAGGAGCACCGAUGGGAAGCAGCUCCUCGUCAAGUCCAAGAGAGCAGGGCGACUCGGAUUCGCUAACCGUUUUACAAAACCGAUCUCAUCCUCCAGUACAGGAAGCCAAUCGGUAUCCACAGUUAUCGCCAUGUCAAAUCAGGACUCGCUCUGAGCCCUUAGCAUAA
This is a messenger RNA of Knipowitschia caucasica, 3054 nucleotides long. NCBI's taxonomy places the organism in Eukaryota, Metazoa, Chordata, Actinopteri, Gobiiformes, Gobiidae. The record is from the annotation of a GenBank genome assembly.